Messenger RNA from Nematostella vectensis (starlet sea anemone), 1610 nucleotides. RefSeq names its product MAM and LDL-receptor class A domain-containing protein 1-like. NCBI's taxonomy places the organism in Eukaryota, Metazoa, Cnidaria, Anthozoa, Actiniaria, Edwardsiidae. The transcript is spliced from 8 exons. The coding region runs from base 411 to 1493 and encodes 360 amino acids. Gene Ontology annotation, biological process: proteolysis; nervous system development. The record is from RefSeq and is a predicted model, not a curated record. Gene Ontology annotation, cellular component: membrane. Gene Ontology annotation, molecular function: metalloendopeptidase activity.
GGAUUUUGUGAAGGGAACAUUGGGAACUACAAUUGCCUCCUCUGUUCAUUUUUUAAGAUCUAGUCUUAAAAGAUAUUUCAAAGUUAAGUAAUGAAUACCUACUUAUUUAUAUAACUGCUAUUAUACAAUAAUUAUCAAGCACAAUAUUAUCAAAGGUGCAGAAGAAGAAAGGAAAAGAGAUGAAACAGGCUGGAGGUCUGGCCGAGGGUUAAAAGUCCUUGCUAAGGACAGGACAAAUAGGCGAGCUUGUGUGGAGGCCUUUUGCGUAACAAGGCACGAAUAGGAAAGGUAAGGUAUCCCUCGCGCUCGGCCCAGGCCGUAACAUUUACACCAUUCAAGAAAACAACAAGCAUUCUCAUUUUGAACUUGGCCCACGUCUGCCUUACGUCACGCAGGUCAUAGUAUGAAGAAUGGAAAGCCAAUUCAACAAAUACCGACACACCAAAGUAGACAAUAUGGGUUUCAAUUAUGACUACCAGAGCAUUAUGCAUUACGGAAAAAGGACGUUUUCGCGAAAUGGUCUUCCCACAAUUCGAGCAUUUCACAAUCCCGACAUGCCUCUUGGUCGUUCAGAUGGCUUUAGUACGCUAGACAAGCAGAAAAUGAACUGGCUGUACGACUGCAAAAGUGAUGCCGAGGAAGGCUGGAGCGCGUGGUCGGAAUUUACUCCAUGUAAUAUCAGAUGUGUCAAGUCCAGACAACGUGUUUGCUUUGCGUCCGAUAGACAGGCAUGUCCGGGUGUCACGUCCAGCAAUGUGAAAACGCAACGCGUACGAUGCUCUCCGGCCGAAUGUUAUGCACCAGUCCAAGGCCACUGGGGGAGAUGGGCACGCUGGUCUACAUGCGACAAGACGUGUGGAUACGGCAAACAGAUGCGAAAGCGCGUUUGCGAUGACCCCAAACCCAGAAAUGGAGGCAAAACUUGUAAAGGCGCCGACACACAAGUGCGCAUGUGCAACAUGCAGCCAUGCUCUUCAGAUGCGUUAAUGUGUAACUUUGAUAAAGACAUGUGCUUUUGGGAGAAUGAUUGGAGUAGUACUCCAACAUUCCACUGGAGACGUCAUCGGGGCCACACCCCAAGCCGUAACACGGGUCCCGUGUCUGACCACACCUCUGGAAUGGGUUACUAUAUAUACCUAGAGACGAGCUGGCCUGCUCGGCGUGCCUACACCGCUACCCUCAUCAGUAAAUGGCUACCUCCAAGUGAGCUUAAGUGUCUAACCUUCUGGUACUCCAUGUAUGGCCAUUCUGUCGGGGCCAUGCGAGUCUAUAUCAGGGAUGACUUUGAGAUCAAGAAAUUGCUCUGGCUACGUUCGGGUCAACAAGGCAUGAAGUGGAGGAAGGCUGAUAUUAAUAUAUCGUCUUCUUCGAGAUAUAGGAUUAUUUUCGAAGGAGUGCGGGGUAAUGGUUACACUGGAGACAUUGCGCUUGACGACAUCAGUUUUACCAAUGGCAAAUGCAACGAUCCUGGAUCUACCACAGCGCGUGCAUGACUAUGACGUCACUAGCUUCUGUGGUUACUAAGGCUCGUGACGUCAUGUGACUUUGACGUCUUUAUUCGACACAUACUACGUCAAAAUGACACCAAAAGUGCUUUCGAGCUUUCGAUC